ACCUGCCCAAGGUUCGGUCGCGCUCCCAAAAAGAGGAAGCUUCGUACCUGGCGAUGGCUAGCUCGUGAUUCUUGCAGCAGAUUUUGGAUUUUUGGAUAAAAACGAACUUCCAUCAUGAGAGGCAGCGUCGAGCAGCUGAUCAAAAAUGGAAAGCGAUUUUAUGUUCCUCGAAGACCGAGCGAGCUGCUGGCCCUUCUGGCCCUGUCGACGACCCUGUUCCUCUUUCUGCACACGCGCGACCUGCAAGUGAAGCUCAAGGAGAUGGAGACGAGGGCCACCGGCGAAUCUGCCGCCUCCAGCAGCCGCGGCAUCGCGUCCUCCUUAGCCGAAUCAGCAGUGAACACCGUCGUCAUCACUUCUGGCGGCGACCCAACAUCCUCGUCCUCGUCCAGCAAAAUCAUGCUGGCCGCCCUCGCCGGCACCCUUCCUCAGGGAGUCGUCACUGAAGAAAUCGACGUGACUGCGCUGAACAACACGGCCAGGGCGAAGAAGGACAUCAUCUUCUUCAAUCGAGUGCCCAAGGUGGGCAGCCAGACGAUCAUGGAGCUGAUCAGGCGCUUGUCCCAUCGCAACGGCUUCAACUUCCACCGGGACAAGGUCCAGAGGGUCGAGUCCAUUCGACUGGCUCCGCGGGAUGAAUCAUACCUGGCGCAAGUAGUGAGCAAUUACGAGCCGCCGUCUGUGUACGUCAAGCACGUCUGCUUCACCAACUUCACCAAGUACGGCUAUCCCGAGCCGAUUUACAUCAACCUGGUGCGCGACCCUGUGGAACGGGUCAUCUCGUGGUACUACUACAUCAGAGCGCCGUGGUACUACGUGGAGAGGAAACAGGUUUUCCCUGAUCUGCCGCUGCCAGAUCCAAACUGGCUCAAGAAAGAUUUUGAAACCUGCGUCCUAAGAGGAGACCGUGAGUGCAGAUUCAUCGAGGGCGAAACGAGGGAGGGUAUCGGUGACCACAGGCGACAGACCCUCUUCUUUUGCGGCCACGGAGAGGAGUGCACGCCUUUCAACACUGAAGGCGCUUUGCAAAGAGCCAAAGCGGCGGUCGAGCGACACUACGCCGUGGUUGGAGUUCUCGAGGAAUUCAACAAAACUUUAUCUGUUUUUGAACACUACAUUCCCAGAUUCUUCAGUGGUGCUUCUCAAGUUUACUGGGACUCUGCCCAUAGUUUGAGUAAGAUCAACAAAAACUUGUACAAACCGACUGUGAGUGAGGAGAUCAAGAAUCUGGUGCGGCAGAACUUCACGAGGGAAACCGAGUUUUACCAGUUUUGCAGGCAACGGCUGCACAAACAGUACGUGGCCCUCCACGGACUAGGUCUCAUCUCGAACUGAGAAUCAAAGACUAAUGACAAUAAUUAGCCGAGAGUGUUUCUUCAAAAGUGUGAUUAUUUCUGUGGAGUGAUGAAUAAUAAUUUGACUGCGUGAUUUCAUUUUUGUAAAAUGCGUUUGUGAAUGUGUGUAGUCAAAAUAGCAGAACUGUAUUUGUAGAAUUAUUUUGCUGUAGCAUUCCUAAAAACCUCCCUCAAUCCCAAAAUUAGAACUGCAGCUUUGAAAUGCGAAAAAAAAACCAUUUGUUUUAGUUAGACGAGCCAUCAAAAGAAAAGCCUUAAGUUUAAUUUAAUAAAUAAUUUUAUGUUGAUUUUUAA
This is a messenger RNA of Neocloeon triangulifer, 1649 nucleotides long. It is a transcript of the gene pip, whose product is annotated as heparan sulfate 2-O-sulfotransferase pipe. The transcript is spliced from 9 exons. Gene Ontology annotation, cellular component: membrane. The record is from RefSeq and is a predicted model, not a curated record. Lineage: Eukaryota; Metazoa; Arthropoda; Insecta; Ephemeroptera; Baetidae. Gene Ontology annotation, molecular function: sulfotransferase activity. Bases 115 to 1335 code for a protein of 406 amino acids.